GCGGCGCUGGCGGAGUGGGGCGCGGGCGCGCGGUGCUGGGUGCGCGCCGCCGCCCCUCCGGCCCAGCUCGCCCGCCGGUCCUCUCGACCCCCCUUGGACCGCUCUCAUCGCCCCCAACCCUCUCCUCUCCUCUGCCCGGCGGCCCGGCAAGUGAGACGCUGGUUCUGAGGGAGCACUAUGGCACUGUUUCUGGAGGCCAAGAAUGCCCAUUCGGUCCUGAAACGAUUUCCUCGUGCCAAUGAGUUCCUGGAGGAGCUGCGCCAGGGUACCAUCGAGCGGGAGUGUAUGGAGGAGAUCUGCAGCUACGAGGAGGUCAAGGAGGUGUUUGAGGACAAAGAGAAAACGAUGGAGUUCUGGAAGGGAUACCCUAAUGCAGUCUACUCUGUCCGAGACCCUGCACAGAGCUCAGAUGCCAUGUAUGUGGUGGUGCCUCUUCUGGGGGUGGCAUUGCUGAUUGUCAUCGCCUUGUUUAUCAUCUGGAGGUGCCAGCUGCAGAAAGCCACCCGUCAUCACCCUUCAUAUGCUCAGAACCGGUACCUAGCAAGUCGCGGCGGGCACAGCCUGCCCCGGGUCAUGGUGUACCGGGGCACUGUGCAUAGUCAGGGGGAGUCCUCUGGGCACCGGGAGGCAGGGAGCAACCCGCAGGUGGUGCUGGGGCCCAGUCGGGGGAGCAGAACCACAGUCCGCCUUGAGAGCACCCUUUACCUUCCUGAGCUCUCUCUCUCUAGACUGUCCAGUGCCACUCCUCCCCCAUCCUAUGAGGAGGUGACUGCACCCCAGGAGAGCAGCAGUGAGGAGGCAAGUGUCACUUACAGUGACCCACCCCCAAAGUAUGAGGAGAUAGUGGCUGCCAACCCUGGCUCAGACAAGUAAUGGGACUUGUGAAAGAGGUAUGAAAACCUCUUUCAGGGGUCUCCUAUUUUCUUUUUAACUUUUUAAAGACUGUGCCACCACAAAACAGCCUUAGCCUCCUUGUUGCCAAAUAAUUUCCUAACCGUGGAUUUGUAGGAAGUCAGUUGUCAGGUGGAGGGGUGUAGGGAGCACACAUGCCCCUGGAAAGAGCUACAGGCCAGAGAGCCCAGCUCUUCCAGAAGCCCCCUUUGUCUCUCCAUCCUGUCCUUCUGUCAGGGACUGGCUUCUCUUAUGCCAAAGGAAUCACCCCAUGGAAUUGACUGUGGCCAGAAUGUCCAUAAGCUUGGGCCCUGGGGCCGCACAGCUGGCUGAAGACCUGUCUGUGUCUGGAAGCCUAAGCCACAGAAAUGACAGAGAGGAGCCAGCCCUUCAACUCCAUUUCCCCCCAGCAGUCCUGUGCUUACUGUCCUGGCUCACAUUUUGAGGACAAGAACAGGACUGAACAAAACACAAACAAAAAGAGUUAUAACAAAUAAAUGACGAACACAAUAAACCAAAACACUAUAACCUAGGCCAUUCAUAGGAGGCCAAGGGAAAUCAAUCUCACAGAUCUGUGAUGCUUCUCUCCUCCAAUGCCCACCCCCCAUCCUCCUGACCAGGUUAAAAUGAAUGUUUAGAGUAACCUGGAAGGAGGACAGGGUGUGUGAAGGGUGAGGGGUAGGGACCUGGCUGGCAGAGCUGCCUCCUCCAGAUUGAGCAAAGGGGCCUGCGUGAACUUUGCCAUCCUGGAGUGGUAGCUCUGGUUCUGGUGUGCUUGGUCUCUCCCAGGUCUUGGCUCUUCAGACAUAUGCACUGGCUGUGCUAAAACUGCUACCUAUUGGCAUGAGUCCAAUCAUGGCCCUGGGAAAACCUAUCUGGCUGCCUCUGCCUGCAGAGUCCCUGGCCUCUGAAUGGUUGGGGCACAGGCUGGGGCAGACAGCUGAAGUUUUCUCCUCAUAAGGUUGAUUGUCCCAUAGCACAUCUACACCCAUGAACUUGGCCUCCUCAGCACUGUGCUCUCUGGUUUUGAACUUUUGGGAUACUUCCCUUUUCAUGAGUAGGUGAAUUGAGUUGAAUUUGAACUUUAGAUGGCUUAUUUUUUCUUAAUGAUGGUGCCCACCUGGGAAGAAGAUCCUAAAAUGUCCCAUUUUAGAAAUUUCUUUGCGAGGGAGAUGGGGAAGCCCAUGACCUGGGGUAGAAGGCCCAUCCAGGACUUGCCCUGUCAUUGCCAGGUGCUGGCCUGUUUUUAUUAACCCCUUUCUGUGGCCCAAGAGCUGUCCACCUUUCCAUUUCAGUGAGGUUUUGGACAGCAAUGGGGGCAGAGGUGACCUAUCUUUAACUGUCAAUGACCACACAAAAGACCGUCGACACCUUGUCCCCCAACCCUUCAUCUCUCUAUCCUCUUGGCCUUGGCGCCAAACCAUUUUUCCUCUGUGGUGCUUUUUAAAAUGUAGCAAAUUUUUGUGGAGCCCAAAAGAGUGCAUAGCCAGGGUCUCUUGGCAACCACAGCAGUUUAAAACCCACUGAGAAGACAAGCUCCUUUCUGUUUAAACAGCUCUCCAAGGCAGGCAUCGGGCCUUUUUGUUUGAAUGCAGCCCUGCCUGUGGCCACAGAUAACAUCUGGAGGCCCCUUCAGUCUUGGACACUUGCCCUGAGACUUGCUUCAAGUCAGGAGGCUUGUGAUCUUAUCCCAGUGAGGCCACCAAUUUGGACAACUUGACCUUGUGGUUGGGGUUUUUCAUCCUUCCCCCUACCUCACAGGACUAUAUGGAGGUUGACUGAGCUAAUGCCUGUGUAGUAUGGUUUGCCCUUAGGAAGAUUCUUCUAGAAAUGUGUAGGUUAUAGGGAACCAUCUUAGUGGAGGCCUUCAUGUGACUCUGAUAUUGAGUCUCAACCUGGGGAAUCAGUCUCCUGCCAGUCGACCCUUUCUGUUCCCUCUCCCCACCCCACCCCCCAUCCCUGAGAGCUCCCUGGUGCCAGAGGUGCUGACCAGGUGGCAUUCCAACUUUCUUUCCUUCUUUGUUUCCUCCCUCUGGAUCUCUAGCACUACACUCCUACCCUUCUUCACAAAGGCAUUUUUGGCCCAGAAAGCCCAUGCUUUUUCCAUGAUGGAGGCUGGGGUCAAUCCCAUUUGGCCCUGUUAGAAAACCUGAGGCAGUCUGAAACUCUGGGGCCAGCCCCUGCCCUCUCAGCAUUUUCUUGGGCUGGUGCCUGUGUGUGACAUGGGAGAAGACACUUACCCCUAUGUGUCUCCUCUCCACUGAGCAGAGGGCCAGGCAUAGGCCCCAUCGACCAGAGCCAAGGAAUGCCUGCUGCCUUUGGCAUCUAUUGAGCCCUUCCUUACUGAGCUGCCAGAUAUUUGCAGCUGGGUGGAGACAGAAUAGAUAUGGAAGCAGGAACUUGGCCCAAUGGAGGGUGGCACAUGUCCUUCAGGCGCUGAGCACAGAUUUACAGGGAGAGCUCACUCAGAGGCAUUUCCUUAAGGCCCUGUGCUCUCUGGUUCAGGUGCUUAACAGCAUUCUUCUGGGUGGGCUUGCCACCAUGGUCUCUGGGACGUUUUUUGCAGUAUAUUGUAGAAAAAGACUGUACAGUCCACAAUGGUCAUCAUUCCUCGCGGUGCACAUUUGGCUUUUAUGAAUGCUCUGUACAUAUCUUUCAAACUCUGUCUUUGUAUGGACAUAGAUUUGAUACAAUGCUAACGCUGCAGUAGCCACAUCUUUGUUGUUUUUAGACUUGUGUGUGUGUGUGUGUGUGUGUGUGUGUGUGUGUGUACUCUUGUGCACAUUGCCUUUUCUCACAUGCUUAUCUGAAACAAUAGCCGGUGUGUGGCUAUAUUUAUACCAGGAAGGAGGGCUCCCGUCUGAAAGGGAGGAAUGUCCCCUCCCGGGGACUGGGUAGCCUGAUGACAGGGCCCUGAAGAGGAAAGCUGAGAUUUGCUGUCGGAGCCCCCCAAAGUUGUCACCUUUUACCCCCACUCACAAAAAAACAUUGGAAGAAGACGAAGCAGCUCCAUCCUGGGUGCCUUCGCCUGCUGGGAUUCCCAACUCACAUGCCUUUUUUAUUUGGUGCCCCUGGCCUUUCCUGUUUUGUGGGCAUCAGCAGCUGAAGGAAAUAUGAAUGCUCCCGAGACUUUUAAUUUUUAAUUUUUUUGGUGGAAGGAUGUGUGACUUUUGACUUUGGGAAGGGCGGGGCUAGUUAUUCAGAUAUUUUUCAUUAACAAAGAAAAGGCUUUAAAAAUUCCUUGAAAAAUGACUGUCACUCGUUUUCAACCAAAAACUUUCUAAGAAUUUUUAAAACAGGAGUCACAAUCUUGUCCCUUCCCUGCUGCUCCCCAUCACCCAGGGUUUUCAAACCAAAAGCACAAGAGAAAGAGUGGAGCUCACAGGUGCCCAGCUGACAUGCACAGCAUUAGCAUUGUACCCUGGCUGAUGGAAAUGCAACUGAAAGCCAGGGACCUCCUCUUCUACUUGCCAAUCCCACUGCCAUUUGUGUGAAUUCCUUAGGGUGCUCUGGAAGACAGGAAUCUGGCUGAUUUGUUGGACGUUGUCUUUUUUGUAGCCAGAAUAUGAGGAAUUCAGGACAGGAAAGUGUCUGUUAGGAGUUGGAGCCAGAUGGUUCCUCUCUGGCUGGCUGGGAUUUGAUCUUUUGACAACCAAAUGGCAUCCCAUGAGAAGAAGAAAAAACAACACUGCCUCUAGAUUGUUCUUUUAUCUGAGAGAGAUCAUCAAGAGAGACUCACUCACCUGCGCUCUGUCUUUCUAGGAGUAUGUAGUUGUGCUAUGUCUCAUGUGUGUGCCCUCGUGGUCAAAGCCAAGAUGGAGAGCUGGGCAGCAGAGCUGCUGGUGUAGGGUGCUUUUCAGCUUGACAAGUAAUGAAGUUCCAUUUCAGGAUUACGCUGAUUCAGAAACAAGCACAUCCUCCCCACUGAACUCUCCUCAUACUAUUUAGUAUAAUUAGCUAAUUUAAAAGUACUGUAAUCAGACCGCCUGCAACUAUAGUAAAAAGCCCAUUAACUUGAAGCCCACUAAUUUAGAACUUAGAGAAAAUCACGACUGAAGAUAAUUCAUGGUAUCUGCAAUUCUUGCUCUGUAGAAAUGUUUGAAGUACUCUUCCCCUUAGUCAAUUUCCAGGGUCAUAUGCGUAAGAGGGAUCUAGUAUAUAAUGAGUACCUUUUUCAAAUAAAAGGCUCAGGAUAUCAACGAUCCCUGCACCGUGCCUUCAGCUUUGGGGGUUCAGCAAUUCUCAUAUGUAAGGCUCUUUCUGUACUGGAUGAUCGCUUGUUCUCUCUCCAUCAUGGGGAUGUUGGGUAUUGCAGCUUUUCAUUCUACUCCUUUAUUCACCUUGGAAUCAUAUAGUUUGUGAACUACACUGCAAUUUAAAGUAAUAUAACCGUGUAUCUUGCUAAAUAUUCUGUAAAGCAGAUGCUUUGCUAUUAGACUGGCCGUUCCCAUCAUUCGCCGCCCCCAAAUAUUCAAAGGGAGCGUUUCCUUUCACAGGCUGUGGGCGGUGAGUCUCUCUCUAGCAAGAAUUUCUCUGACAAAGAUAUCCAAACAGCACACCCCCUCAGGCUCAAUGCCUCAACAGUUGUUCCACUGUACUGAGAUAUCUGCCCAUUGAACAGUGCCUGCUCUGCUCCCGCCCCCAGCCUGAGCAUUAACACAGAUAUUCAAGAUUGGGAUAAAUCCCACAGCUGCUUUUGCCUUCAAAUCCAUCUCCCCUUGUGGAUGCCACUUUCCCAGGCCUGAACACACCUGCUAUUUCACUCUGUGAUUGUGAAUUUGUGAUAGUGGAAACUCCUAUGUGCAACUGAGCUUAUAGACAUGAUUACUGUGAAAUGGAUUAAUUUUGGUACCACUUUAAACUGUGCUCUUAUUCAUGUGUUGACCCAUGUCAGCUGGGAAAUCUGUGCAUUCAGUAAUAGAUCAGGAUUUCACUGGAGCCUGGGGGCAACAAACAAACUUGCUUCUGAUCUCUUUCUCUGUCUCUGUCUCUCUCAUUGUAAUUAUUGAGUUUAGCUGUUAAAUUUUGUCUCUUUCUGUACAAGAUAAUGAAUAAUAAUAAAGA
Molecule: messenger RNA, 5955 nt
Organism: Myotis daubentonii (Daubenton's bat)
Lineage: Eukaryota; Metazoa; Chordata; Mammalia; Chiroptera; Vespertilionidae
Gene: PRRG3
Product: proline rich and Gla domain 3
Cellular component (GO): extracellular region
Molecular function (GO): calcium ion binding
Source: RefSeq, a predicted model, not a curated record